GAUUGGUCUAUGAAUAAUUGUGUGGAAAACCUGUCUUUAUAUAUAUGUAUAAAGAUAUAUAAAAAAAAAGAAAGAGAAAGAAACGAGACACAUUUUCUCGAUUGAAUGUAUUACUUAUUGUUAACAUUAACUAUUAACACAUAAUUUUAAAAUAGAGUAGACGAUAUUAUAAAAAUUUAGAAGUUUUCAAAAAAUCGCGCCAUUAAUAGCCUCCUAUUAGUCGACCAAUCAAAAUCGAUCCUUUCCCGCUGGUCAUACAGAUCAAAUCGAUAGAUGGCGCAGUUUAUUGUUGACUUGGAUUAAAAUGGCGAGGUAUAAUGAGCGUACGGGGGCAAUACCGUUAAAUUCCCCGCGAUAAAUGAGCCUGUGCGAGUUCAUAUCAGCUUGGUGUAUAUGCAGAAGCGCCGGGUGUCUCGAGGUAUACCCGGCAUGUUCAGAUAUUUGCGUAUGCUCGAAUCAUGUGAGCGGAACAACGGUGCCACCCGAUCGUGUGUCGUGCGUUGGCCAAGAAGUUUCUGUGGCCAUAUUUACUGUGUUAUUCUUAAAGAAAGACAUUAUAUAUCAUCGUAUCAUACCGGCGAACAUAAGCGAGAUUUUAACAUCUCCAAGCAAGGUUUUACGACAUCGAAGAAGGAAAUAAUAUUUGUUACAUAUAAGAAUAAGUUUAUAAGAUACGGAAAGAACUAGACGACGAUCCGUCGUUCUUUGAUCAUUAGUACCGAACAUUAGAAGUGAACUGUUAGUACACCGUAUUGUUUGGAUAGGACCAAAAGGAAAAGACGUUUAAUUCGAAGGAUGCUCGUCGACUCCAAGGAGAGCGCGCGUGCUUGUUUUUGUUUGCCAGACAAAUACAGAGUUUUUAGCAAUCAACGAUCGUAAGACAAUAGGAACCGUUGUAGGAUAGAGUGGAGAAUUCUUAACAUUGGGACGAAGCUUUUAUGAUCAGUUCAUAUAUAUAUAUCAUAUAUGUAUAUAUAUGAAGAGGUAUAUAGAAUGGUUUUUUCUUAUGUGCAAUUACAAAGAAGAAUGUAUAAAAGUUUUCAUUGAAAGUUAUGUUAUGAUUGAUUUAAAAUUUAUCACCAACGUUUCUAAACGCAAAAAAGCCUGCCGUAAGUGGACUAGGCGGCAGACUAGGCACCCUUGUGCCAAACUUGGGUAAUGGAUCCUGUUGGUCCAUGGUAUGCAUCAUAUAAUCGCCUUGCAUCAACAGCAACUACAGCUAAUACAUUUCAAGGUAUAAAUUCAAGCGCCAACAGUGAUUUUGUAUCACAUCAUUUAACAACUGCUACCAAUCAAGCAGUGCCAUCAACAACAUCGCAAUUACUAUUACAAUCCGCACAUACAACAGCAACUCUGGCGGGACAACCAUCUCCCUUUAACCCAGGGGGGUUUAUGACUCCACCCCCUGUGGGCUACGACGUUUUUUCUCCCUUGUUUCAUCAUCCCAAUUCUAAACAAUCGCCUUAUGUUUCACAACAUCGACAAGUUCUUAGUCAAGUGCAAGCUGUGACCAAACAAAAUACUACUACGGAAUCAGAAAUAUCUCCAUUGAGAGAAAGCUACAAUUCGACUCAUCAAACUUUUUUUGAACAUCAAAACUCAUCUUCUUCGCCCACUGCGUCAUCUCUCGCUUGGACCCAACAAAAUAAUUCGCAACUUCCUCCGAGUCCUUUUGGUAUAUUACCACAUGAAAGUGUUGUUGCAUCUUCCCCUGGACCACCUUCUGCAAAAUCCAACAGCACUGCCUACGAAAAUACAUUUAAUGCUCAUUUUACUGGGACAUCAGCAAUAAACAACAUCAAUUCUCAACUAUCUACUCCUGUUUCAACAGCAGACUUUAAAUCUUCAACUUAUCCAGAUGCAAAAAAGAGUGUAAAUAUUAGACCUCAAUCUCCAAAUGUUAACAUAAAGUUGGUAGUCUCGACUACUCAAGGAGAUAACAUUUCAAGUCAAACAUUUUUCCAACAAGUUCCAACUACGUUUAAUUCAGAAACAUUGACAAAUAAUUACACAACUGGUAAUGGGACUCAAAGUGCAAAUGGUAAGGUACAAGGAUCUCUUCAACAUCAACAAUCAUGCAUUGUCUCCACGCCGAGUAAUACUCCUAGCAAGGAAUAUAGAAUUCCUCAAGCAGCAUCUGUUGGAUCGGCAAGAUCUGUUGGAUCGGCAGCAGUUUUUUUAAAUACACCUGUUAGAUCUGUGUCGUCGCAAGCUCAAGAUAAGCAACCUUUACAAAAUAGUAGUUUUCCUUCUCCACCUAACAAAACUACGUCAACAUCUCAGCAAAGUAUACAGACGAAAGCACAAACAAAAAUAUAUCCCGAAUUAAGCAAUCAUGGCGAACAUAGAAGGAAUGAACAAGCAGGACAUGAUAGUAAUCAAUCAUCGCCUAUCAGUUUUUCUAUCAUGGAUACGCAUAGCAUGAAUUAUGGAACUAAUAAUACUACAAAUUGUAAUAAUAAUAGUGGUAAACUUGCAAGUAACCAAAGGACACCACCAAAUAAUAAUUUACAGUCACAUCCACAACAGCAACAACAGUUUCAUGUUUUAAGUCAACAGCAGCAAUCAGCAACAUCUUAUAGACACUAUGUAACCAAUUCAGCAAACGAUACUGAAUAUCACCAUUCUAAUAGAUCCAAAUCAACAGCAUCUACUGAUUCUGCUUAUUCUUCUAACAAUUCAACUCAAAAUGGUCCAGACUGCAGUGUUGUUGUACCACGAAGACCAAGUCCCUUGCAAGCACAUUCGCAAGCUAGUCCGCUAGGACAUGUACCGAGUCCUGCAUAUCCAAUGUAUAAUAGCCCAAUGGCAACAAUAUCUUCUCCUUCACCAUUGCAACAACAUACUGAAAAUAAUGGAAAUCAAUGUUCUAGCGGACAACAGUACAAAGCAACAGUUCAACAACAAGUUACACCACCUUCGCCACUUGAUGUUACCAUUCCUCGGCCUGCAUCACAGGGUCAAGUUGCAUAUUCUUCGGUGAUAACUAGGGCAUUAGGUACUACAGAAAAUAAUAAACCAACUUAUAAUACGGAAGCUAAAAGUUAUGACAAACAGCAACAACAACAGGACUUCUCUCAAACCCAAAAGCAACAAAUAUGCUGGGAAAAUGAUAAUAAUAGGCAUACAAACGCAAACAGAAAAUUUUCUGUGGCAGUGUAUGCAACUGGUAACACAGAAAUAAAUGCUCAAACGUUACCUAUUCAACAGCAGGUGCAAAGAGUAUUAAAUGUUUCUGAGAGACAGCAACCCUAUUUCGAUUCCAAUCAAGUUACUUUGCAAGAUUUAAGUAGCUGCAGAGGAGAUCCGAUGAGUAUCGUUAAAAAUUUACAAACGUUACAACAAAGUUCCUGUCAAGUACAACAGCAGCAUACAACAUCUACCGCUCUGAGUGAUCAACAAAAACAAGUAGAAGAAAGACGCAAAGUAGAUUCUGCUAACAAAAAGAAGAAAAGUUCCGAAAAGGGAGUAGUUCACGGAUCGACGCUAAAUGAACUUUCAGGAGCAACUAUGGCAGAAUAUUUAAGUAGAAUACCACCUCCUGCGCAUCACAAUACAAAUCAACAACAACAAAAUGGUUACUAUGACUUAGAAAGGUGGAAUUUACCUCCACCUCCGUCUAAAAUUUUUACAGGUGCACCUGCUGCAUUUAGUUCUCAAUCAACGUUACAUCAUUCGAAUAAUUUUGUUGGAAAUCCAGCACAUCAACAUCAGUCAAUAAUGGUACCGCAUCAUCAUGCACCUCCUCCUAUUCCUUAUUUUCCACCUUUCCAUAUACCCCCAGGACAUCAUCCUCAUCAUACCCAUGAAUUUCAAUCUUCUGUUGAUAUAACGCCAAUUAGUUUUGGGGAAAAUGCAGUCAAUCAAAAUUCUAAUUAUAAUCAAGAAAUACGAGACGAUCAACCAAAAGUUAUCGUUCCUAAUAUAGAAGAGGAAUUAGGUUUUCUUCAACAAAAUCAACAACCAUUGCAAACUAUUAAUCAAAUGAACAAAAAUCUGAAACAACCUGGAAAAGAUCCUAAUAAUUCAGGAUUCAUGACAAGUUAUUUGAAAUUUUUACAAGGUGAAAGAGAUCCUUCGCCUCCACCUGCAAUACGAGGUGGUAGAAAGGCAACAUGGAGUAGGUCGAAGCCAUAUAUUCCUAUGGAGCCUAGCAAACCUUCGGAAACUUCUACAAAUGGAGAAACAGUUAAAAUCCUAACUGAAAAAUCAAAUCCUCCAAAGGAAAUGCCAACAAUUGAUUAUGCUAAUGAUCCUAGAUAUUUUCCAUUGCCUAAAGAAAGAAAAAAGCCGAACUUUGACUCGAGCGAUGAUGGAUUUACCAGUGAUGAUGAUUUUCUAUUUCCGCCUAAAAAAACAGAAAAGAAAACAACUACUAAUGCAAUCACUAAUGCAGCAGAUAUUACUACCACAAAACCGGAAGGUAAAUCUAAAAAAGGAAGACCAAUUAAGCCUGGAGGACCAACGGAUAGAAAACGAAAAGCUGCUGCUGCUGCUGCUGCCGCUGCUGCUGCUGCUGCCGCCGCCGGUGCUAAUGCAGUCACGGAAACACCUAUUCAUGCGUCUAGUGGAAAAGCAUCAAAGAAGUUCGAAGAAGUGGAUCCUCUGCUUUUACCUCCAAGACGAGAAACAUCCAAGAGAAAAGCUAAGGAAAAAACGUCAGUAAAACAAUUUUUAGAUAAACAACAGGGUAUAGAUUAUUUUGAUAACGAUGAAGAACAAGGUGAUUCUGAUUCUGAUCCUGCAUGGACUCCGGCAGUCAAAUUAGUUGGAGAUGAAGAAGACAAAAGAAAGAAACGUGGACGACCUCUUAUUACGAAAAAAAAUAAAAGGUCUUUAGAGGAAGAUGGUUAUUCGUCCGGCGAAAUUAUUGUUCCGAAAAAAUCUGGCAGAAAAAGACAUGAUGUAUAUUCGAAAAAUUGUAGCAAUUCUGCUAAGAUAUCGACUAAAAUAGAUGAGAAAUUGGUUACAUCAGCCAGCGACGAUGACAUCGAUAUUUCUCCAUUUCAGCAUUCCAUCAACAAUUUUGAAGAUGUGUCAGGUGAAUUUGUUGUAAUCAAAACAGAUUUAGAUGAAAAAUACCCGGCUCUAUGGAGAAUAGACGGUAAAACGUUGUUGCAAAAAUAUGAGCCAUUUAAAUCCAAUGGCAAGACAUUAUAUAGAAACAUAUCUACGUAUUCUGGUUGGACUCCACAAAAUCGCCAUAUGUAUCAACAAGUGCCAGUUAAAUUUUGGCAACAAUCCAAAUUAGAAACUAUUGUAGAAUUUUUAAGAGACGAAAUGACCAUUGAUGACAGUGAAUGCAUAAAUAAGUUAAUGAAGGACACUGAAAAAUAUCAAGAUAAUUUUGAAGUGUACAUACAAACAUUAAUCUCACAAGCUUUGGAUUCUAAUUUCUUAACUGAGAUAUUCCAAGAGAAAGAUGAUUAUUUCUUAUCCAAUGUAAAGACAGUUGAUGAAGUAACAGAUGAAAGAAAACAACGUCUACUUUCUACCACAAAGUGGCGAUCUGAGUUUAUAACUGCAAUUUCAACGUGGCCGUGCAUUAACGUAAUAAAAGAUUUGCCACCAUCUGAAUAUAAGAACAAACCAUGCGCUGGUUGUCAACAAAUUAAAAUUUAUGCUAGAGUUUUACUUUACGGUCAGCCAUAUAAUAGUACUACAUUGGAAGGCUCGCCUCCUGAUCCAAAAGUACCAUUAGAAAAGGAUUUUUUGCUAUGUCGAGUUUGUCAAAAUAAGGUAGCUUUAUAUAAUAAAGUAGCUCAUCAAAAGUAUCUCAUGUUUUUGGAAUGUGCAAGAAGAGUGACGGAUAAAAGAUCAGCCAAUCCUCAUAAGGAUACAACGAUAAUAUUAAAUGAGCUAUUAGCGGAUGAAGCUUGGUUGAAUCAAUUAUUCAAAGAAGUAAGAAGGAUUUGGGCAAAUAUUGAUAGUAUGGAACAACAAUUAAAAGUAAAGUCAAAUCAAGCGGAAACUUUGUCGUCGUCAUCUUCAUUGUCGUCGUCGUCGUCAUCGUCGUCAUCGUCGUCGUCGUCGACAUCAUCUUCGUCCUCAACUUCGUCUUCGUCGUCAUCUAUUUCAGUAAAUCAUGCAGAAGAAAUGAAAAUUCAUAAUUCAUCUGUGCGUGCAACUGAAGGAUCGACUAAUACUUCAGAUUCACAGGUGCCUAUACAGAACACUGAUAACAGUUUGCUAACGGUGUCUUGUAAUACGCAAAUCAACAGUGUAUCAUCUUAGUGGUGCUAUACAAUAUGGUUUUGUUUGUUAUUUAAACGUCAUAAUAUAUGUGCGAGUAUAGUGGUAUACAUAAUUGUUGAACAAAUGUGUUUUUCUCUCUCACAUUGAAGAAUUCUAUAUUAACAUUUGGGAAAAACUAACUCUGUGAAUAAUAAUUUUAUUUCGAUAAACUCUCUAAAAAUUAAUUAUAAUUAAAGUUUAACAAGGGACUGUAAUUAUAGAAAUGAUGAAAGAGCUGUUGAGAGUAAAUCGAGAUAUAAAUGAAAAUGAAAACACUUUCAACAUGUUGUAUUAUAUAUACAUUUUUAGUCUAGCAAUUAGUCUAAGCCCAAACUUUGCCAUUAUAGUGAUAUCAAAAUAGUGGAAUAGUGGAAUUGAAUUUGGAUAGACACAGGUGUGAAUAUAAUUAAACAUACUUAUUUGUAUCGUGAUAAUCUCAUGUAAAGUGAAGAUACAACGUGAUAAAUCGUAAAAACGUAUGAAGAUAGAACUUUACGUUAACAUGACUAAAACAUGACGUUAACAAUGUGGACAAAGAUUUUCUCUGUAACAUAUUUGCAUACAUCACAUAAAAGCGAUUCCAAGUCCGUGCUUAACAAUAAACGGCGAAAGCUGUUCAAAUAUUUGUUCCUGUACGUAUACAUUUUUAAACUUAAUAUGUAUUUUCUUUUUUACUUUUGCAAAGUAGUUGCUAUUUAUACGAUUGGCAAGUUAACUAAUAUUUAUGUAAUAUUUAUGUUGUGUACAUACGUAUAUUUACUAAGAACAAAUAAGCAUAUAAACAAGAUUUCAGGUGUAUCAAAUAGGUUCAAAGUAUCCUAAAGUGUUUUGAAGAAUUACACCUUUAGAGGUAUGUUAUUAGUACCAUGAUUUCAAAAACAAAAAGAAAUUAUGUUUAAUCUAUAUCAUUUUUUCAAGUAUUAAAUAUUUUUUCAAUAAAUUUAUGUUUUUUGCUAUACGCAUUAUAAUACUUGUGCAUUGUAUAUCUAAGUCUGAUUUUCGUUGCAAUUAUUAUUAUU
Molecule: messenger RNA, 7253 nt
Organism: Polistes dominula (European paper wasp)
Lineage: Eukaryota; Metazoa; Arthropoda; Insecta; Hymenoptera; Vespidae
Cellular component (GO): nucleus
Source: RefSeq, a predicted model, not a curated record